UCUCGCGCCUUCUCUCCCUCGUCCGAACGAACCCACGGAGAAGGGGGGAGAGAGAGAGGGUGGGGAUCGGGAGAUGGCGCAAGCUAUGGCUUCCAUGGCUGGCUUACGCGGCUCCUCGCAGGCACUACUGGAAGGAAGCCUCCAGCUCAGCGGCUCGGGCCGGCUGGCCAUGCCGGGAAACAACCGGGUUCCCUUGGGCCGGGUUGGCCUGACGGUUUGGGCCCAGCAGGGGCCGGCGGAGGGCGAUGGCGUGGCUCAGAGCGGGCGCCGAGCCGUGCUGGGGCUCGCGGCCGCCGGCAUGGCCGGCGGGGCCUUCGUCAAGGCCGUGCUCGCCGAGGCCAAGUCUAUCAAGGUCGGCCCACCUCCCCCACCCUCCGGUGGGCUCCCUGGGACCCUAAAUUCGGACGAACCAAGAGACCUCGACCUUCCUCUGAAGAAGAGAUUCUACCUGCAACCACUUCCUCCAGCAGAAGCUGCAGCUAGGGCGAAGGAGUCGGCAAAGGACAUUGUGAAUCUAAAAGAAUUAAUAGACAAGAAGCAAUGGCCUUACGUUCAAAAUGACCUUCGCCUCAAGGCCUCUUACCUCCGGUAUGACCUCAAUACUGUUAUCGAUGCAAAGCCAAAAGAAGAGAAGAAACCCCUCAAGGAGCUUGCUGGGAAGCUCUUUGCCACAAUUGAUGAGCUUGAUCAUGCAGCAAAGAUCAAGAGCACACCAGAAGCCGAGAAAUACUAUGCGGCGACCAAAUCUGCCCUUGAUGAUGUCCUUGCCAAAAUAGGCUAGAGGAAAGUUUCCCUUCAUUCUUUGUUAAUAUCAAACUGGUCCUGGACGCGAUUCCUAGCAAAUGAGCAUUCCCAAUGUUGUGUUUGUCUUUGAGAUUUUGUAGUUCCAACAAAAGAGUAAAGGGUGUGGACUGGAAUAUCAUUUUUUCUUUUCUUGCUGAGAUGCGACCUCAUAUCAUCACCUCAGGUUAAAGAACAAUGGGAUCGAUCGAUCACAAUUACUUUUA
This is a messenger RNA of Phoenix dactylifera (date palm), 1007 nucleotides long. NCBI's taxonomy places the organism in Eukaryota, Viridiplantae, Streptophyta, Magnoliopsida, Arecales, Arecaceae. The record is from RefSeq and is a predicted model, not a curated record.